Messenger RNA from Poecilia latipinna (sailfin molly), 3295 nucleotides. RefSeq names its product calphotin. The coding region runs from base 336 to 1496 and encodes 386 amino acids. NCBI's taxonomy places the organism in Eukaryota, Metazoa, Chordata, Actinopteri, Cyprinodontiformes, Poeciliidae. The record is from RefSeq and is a predicted model, not a curated record. The transcript has 4 exons.
UCCUCCUGCUGCUGCUUCAUGGAUAGUUCUACAUUAGAACUGGAGGUAGUUAGGGGAACACUCAGCGUUGCUGCCUGAACUGCUUUGCUGCAUGCAGGGAGCAGAUUAUAAAAGUACAGCGGAGCAUGAGUGAUCCCACAGCAUAGAGCAGAUAAUGGUUCCCAUCUGCUUUGAGGACUUGUGGAGAGUUUAGAUGCUCCUGUUCGCACAGAAAGACAGCAUCAACCUUUAAAAGAAAAAAAAAGAGAAAGAAAGCAGGAAGCACUGAAACUUGUGGUCGCUUGUUCCUGAAGCAGCCUCCAGCUUUCUAGAUUUGUCAUAUUUUACUUCCAAGCAUGGGUUGCUCAUCAUCCAGUGCACAGACAGUGGAGCAGGAGAAGAGACCAGGCACAAAGCCUGAGGAGAGCAACGGGGACACAGUGGCAGUCAGAAACGGCAUCAUCGCAGAAGAAGAUGUACGGACCAUUGAGGACCAGAUGCAGCUGCCUGUGGAGACCGCCUCACCAGACGAUGCCAAAGCGGGGCCUGAAGAUGAGACGGAGGCCGUGCUGGAGGCCGUAGAGGCCCAGGAGGAUCUCGUGUCUGGGGAAGAUCUCCUAGUAGUUCCUGAACCACUCGCAGCUGGUGGGGAGCUGGCACCACAUCCUACAGUAGAUGAGGAAGCUGCUGCCACAGUAACUGAAGUAUUGUUGCCCAUGGAGGAAACACUUCCUGUAGAAACUGUACCGGCAGAAGCCUCUUCUGAAGUCAAAGCAGUUGAGGCCCUGGACGAGACCCCUGAAGCUCAACCUGUUGAAGCUGUGCAGACAGAGAUCCCUGUUCUUGUUAAGGAAGAAGUUCCAGUGUCGGUUGUAGAGGAGCCAGCAGCGACCGCCGGAGUUGUGGAAGAGGGAGUAGCUGAACAAGCCUCCAAAGCAGCAACUGAAGAUGCUAACCAUGUCCAGGAGGAAGCCCCACUCGGCAAUACCUCGCCAGAAACUGACUCAGAGACUCCAGCAGCAGCCGAAGAUUCAACAGCAACCACAGAUUCAGUAGCCAACGAAGAUGGAGCCCCAACCGAAUCCUCAGGGCCUGCAGAUGCUGUAAUAGACACAACUAUCGCUGCAGCGAGUAUUCCAGAGAUGCCUCCGGUAACUGCUGCUGCAGCUCCCGCUCAAGCUGAGCCUCACUCUGCCGCCGAUGAGGAGACGGAGGUUUCCACAGUCUCCUCUGGUGUUACUGCCUCACCAGAGGAGGCAUAUGGUCCUGUAGGGGUUUCGGUCCCAGAGCCGGCCAAGGGUUCUGAAGUUCCACCGGUCACGGUGAAUCCAGAGUCCAGUACAGAGAAUGGAGUCACAGCAGAAGUUUCUGAGGGGAAUCCUGGCGCGACGCAAACUGAAGCCCCCGCAGAUCCAGAACCUGCAACUGAGCCGAUUCCUGAAUCGUCACCAGAGGUGUCAUCUGUACAUGAGGCCUCCAAGGAUAAAGAAGAUGAAAUAGCCAAAAAGCUGGAUUAAGAUGAUAGAGAUUCACCGAGUAACGAAGCCACAAAGAGACACAUGAAGACCAGAGGAGGAAAAAACAGUGAAGAAAAACCAAAAAAAGUCUAACUUCUAUUUUUGUCUCAUCAACACCUAACUGCACAAUACAUUUAUGACUAUUGAAUCUGCCUUAAUAAGUUUUCAUUCAGGAUAAAUAAGGAUUUCCUCCAUGUUUGUAUUUAAACAUUUGCCGCAGGGAAGAGGAUGAGUUUUUCUACUGGGACCACAAAGUGCCUGGAGCCACACAUUUUCUCAGACACUAAAAUAUGCAACAAAAACACUUAGGUGGCGAGGUGUGUCAGGGUGCAAUACACAGGAUUUCUUGGUAAUGAGGAAGGCAACUGUGGGCUGGAAGUAUUUAAAAAGCACGAAGGAUGCUGGCAGCACAUCCUUUGUUACAGCUUUCUGAGGGAAACAAGCCAAAUUUCACUGUGAAUAAAAAACAAAUGCACAAAGCUCAAAGAGGCGGAGGAACAGAACUGUCUCACCAAGCAGGGUCUGCAACUAGGUAUGGGUUGGUGCUUUGACAGCAGCUGCAUUUUCAUUAGAAAUGUGCGCAAAUGUUUGUAGAUAUGUAAAAAAAAAAAAAAAAUCAACAACACUAUUUUGCAAUCGCAGUGGUUCCAUUAAAUAAGAAACACAAUUAAAAUCAAAUGUCAAUAAGGUUGUUUACGCAGUAAUGUUAAUAAAAAAUCAUGCCGCGCCACCAUCAUCCGACCACUUCCUGUCGUCUUUUUUGUCUUUUCUGCCAGUAGCAACAUCUGGUUGUUGCUCAUUCGUGUGAUGCAACAAAAAGUACUUCCUUUGCAGUUUUGCAAAAUACACUACUUUUGAUAAAGCGCCUCAUUCUAGAGGAAAAACUUAUCGAGUUUUUUUUUCAAAAUUGGUUUUCCCAUUAAGCAAAUUAAUUUAUUGCCCAAUUUUAAGGUUAAUGGAAAAGUAACUGGUGUCAUGCUACUAGCACAAGAUGCUAAGCAAAAAUGUAUGUGAUCUAAUUGCUUGGAUUUUUAACAGAAAUACUAAAAGGUUAUUCCUGCGGCUACAUUAACAAUUUUCACAUUAUGUGCUAUCUUUUGCUCUUUGUAGAUUAACGCAAUCUGAUGUUAUCUGGUUAAUUUUUCUGGUUUGGCUGAUUAACACACCUACCGCUCAAUCCUAUCAAAACAUCUUGAUAGGAUUGAUGGAUGGAGUUCCUUUAAGUCUUUUAGGAUCAGAACUUCUAAGCAUUCUAAUUUGUGUCUCUUACAAGAAAAGGCAAGAGUGUCUGGAAAUUCUUGGAGCCAGCUGACCUGCAGUGAGCAGGAAAAAAGACAAGAGAGGGGCAAUGCUAUGCUAGAGAAGAUCUUGGUCGGUAUAAUGUUGGUUCCACUAACCGGCCCAUGCUUUGCCUCAACACUAACAAAACAAAUCCUUGGAGAUUCUGUUUUUCCACGCCAAACUUUGAGAUUUUGGCGUAAAUAAAUCAUGAAGCAUGUUUACACGUAGCAAGUUGUAUUAAUAGUAACGGCAUGUUUUAAAUAACACUGUGCACAGCUCAGAUGGAAACAUUGUAGCAGAGAACUUUCUUCAUCUGCAGGUUGAGGAUGAAGAUGACUGACUGCUGACAUGUUUUAUUCUCAAGCCGCCUUGUUCAGCUCCAGUGUGGCUGUUAGCUGUUGCUGUUUGGUUGUUUAAUUUUUUUCCUUGGAAACGGCUGCUUCUGUUUUUUUUUUUUUUUUUUUUGUCUAGGAUUCUGUUAACCGGUUAGUGUACAGAAUAAAGUUUCUCUUACUAAA